AUGGCGUCUGCGCAGCCAAGGGAUGGACAGCAGGAACCUAAUGAGACCAACUCGAGAGAUGCAUUUACGGUGAAGCUGCUGAAGCAUGUGGCGGACAAGCUGGGCGUGCGCUACACGGGCGACCGUGUGGACGCGAGCGACAGUAUCGUUAUGGGAGAACUGGGGCGCCUAAAGGCUGAAAUACGCUCACGGGAGCGUGCCUUGGGAGUAGAUAAUAUGAGCCUCAUUCCACUUUAUGUCAAGGCAGCCAAUUUGUCACCGACAACCGAGGAUGUCCUUCGGUUUCACAGGAAGGCAGUGGAGGUUGUUGAGGCAAAUCAAGAACUUAAAAAAGAAUCCACCAUCAUGAAUGCCAUUAGUGUAUCUGAUCUUGCUGAGCUGGGCUCAAGUUUAUUUCGUCAUGGGGAGUAUCACCUGGCCGAAAGACUGUUCACAAUGGCGGCGUCUAUUUGCCAUGCGAAAUCCGCAGGCGUGUGCGAAGCUGCUUCCUCCUCCACUUCGAAGGGCUGCAGUCCGAAUAGGUUGCGGCGCCUAAAGGGGCACCUGUGGGACUGGCAAAAGAGCGCAGAGGCGGCGCAACAAGACUUGUCGAAGCUUCUUUCUGUUGCUGCUCAGAAGCCGCAUCGGCAGCGAGAAGUGCGAGACGCGUUCAGUCAAACAGAGUUGGCAGAACACGGAGCAACCAUGCCGGGCUCUCAGGAAACAGGGGCAAUGAAGAAAAUGCGGGAACUCAAAGGGAUUCGGAAUGCGGAGGAUUUGAAGCGACUCGUGGAGUACACCCUAGAUCCAAUGAAUGGGGAGGACGGAUUUAAUUGUCUGGUAUUGCCGAAACGUCGAACCACCACGACGCCUUUACAGUCCGGGCGUGUUCCUGCAUCGAGUCCCCUUCUGGCCCUGCGGGAGUCCAUUGAUCGCGUUGCCUCCAGAGUUGAUGGCAAACUUGACUCCAUCAACUUAUCAAGCGGUGCCCUGGGAAAGGGGCUGCCGCCACGAUAG
Trypanosoma conorhini is the source of this 996-nucleotide messenger RNA. RefSeq lists its product as uncharacterized. The coding region runs from base 1 to 996 and encodes 331 amino acids. The record is from RefSeq and is a predicted model, not a curated record. The transcript has a single exon. Lineage: Eukaryota; Euglenozoa; Kinetoplastea; Trypanosomatida; Trypanosomatidae.